Messenger RNA from Labrus mixtus (cuckoo wrasse), 1893 nucleotides. RefSeq names its product TUB like protein 3 (gene tulp3). Gene Ontology annotation, biological process: protein localization to cilium. Gene Ontology annotation, cellular component: cilium. NCBI's taxonomy places the organism in Eukaryota, Metazoa, Chordata, Actinopteri, Labriformes, Labridae. The transcript is spliced from 12 exons. The coding region runs from base 197 to 1702 and encodes 501 amino acids. The record is from RefSeq and is a predicted model, not a curated record.
AGCUGUCACUCCCCUGGGUGGGACGAAGCUACUCUUUGUCAGUGACAUAACUGCAGUGAUGUUGGAGCCUGCGGGGCUUUCUGUUAGGUAGGACUGCACUGUGACUCUGAGCUUCAGUGUCAGGGAAGAUUUUUGGCAUACAGUAGACAGGAGAGUUUGGACUACAGCAUUCCUGCCGCUGCAUCCACUGUAAAGAAUGGAGGAUGUAAAGAAUGGAGGAUCUCAGCCUGCCUACAGUCGCUGGUCGUACAGACCCUCCAGCUCUGCAAGCUUCUCUUCCAACUCGACAGCAAGUGGCAUUGAAGACGACAGCGCCACUCUCAUGCAGCAGAAACUGAAAAAACAAAGAGCUCUCCUGGAGCAGAAGCAGAGGAGGAAGCGUCAGGAACCCCUCAUGGUCCAGCCCAACACAGAGACCCGCCCCCGGCGCUCCAGGACAGGGCGGGGCGAGGAGCAGGCCCCCCUGGUUGAUUCUCAACUCAGUGUCACCAACGAUGUAAUCAUGGAUGGCAUUGAUGGCCCAGCAGCUUUUUUAGGCUCAGAAGCCUCUGACCAGGGGACGAAAAUACAAAUCCUGUCUGUGAGCCAGUCCCAGUCCCCUUCUCAAUCUCAGUCUCAGUUCAAGGUACAGCCUCAUUCUCAGCCCCAGUCCCCCGCUGCUGAAGAGCCUGAGCGAGACGGAGACACUGAGUCGCUCCUCGAGCCCAAGACAGACAUCCACGAAUUACUGAAGAAACAAGGUCUGUGUGGCAGCAUGAAUUUUGAUGAAGACAGCGAGAAUGAGGACGACGGGGAGGAAGAACGGACGCGUUCUCUGUCAACAAACGCAGACACAACCAGACCGGAUUCAGCCGCCAGUGGAAAAGACAUUCCUGAGCUGGUAACCCCCGGAUCGCCCACGGCUGACAGUGCACUUAUCGAUGUGGCCAAUCUGGAGGAGUUCGUCUUCCUUCCAGCUCCACGCGGCGUCACUGUUAAAUGUCGGAUCAGCCGGGACAAGAAGGGCAUGGACCGCGGACUCUACCCCACCUACUUCAUGCACAUGGAGAAAGAGGACGGCAAGAGGGUGUUUCUGCUGGCAGGUAGGAAAAGAAAGAAGAGUAAAACGUCUAACUACCUUAUUUCAGUGGAUGCCACUGAUCUGUCUCGAGAGGGAGAGAGCUUCAUAGGUAAACUCAGAUCCAACCUCAUGGGCACCAAAUUCACCGUGUACGACAACGGCACCAAUCCCUGCAAAAACCCCGGAGCGCUACUGGAGGAGAGCAACAAACGACAGGAACUGGCUGCCAUCUGCUAUGAAACCAACGUGCUGGGAUUCAAAGGACCACGGAAGAUGACAGUUAUCAUCCCGGGAAUGAACAUGAACUUUGAGAGAGUUCCUGUGCGGCCUCAAAGCGAGCAGGAUAGUCUCCUGAGCAGGUGGCAGAACCACUCCAUGGAUAACCUCAUCGAGCUGCACAACAAGGCCCCCGUGUGGAACGACGACACCCAGUCUUACGUCCUGAACUUCCACGGCCGCGUCACCCAAGCCUCUGUGAAAAAUUUCCAAAUAGUUCACGACAAUGACCCCGACUACAUCGUCAUGCAGUUUGGCCGAGUGGCUGAAGACAUCUUCACUCUGGACUACAACUACCCCAUGUGCGCCCUCCAAGCCUUCGCCAUCGGCCUGUCGAGCUUUGACAGCAAGCUGGCCUGUGAAUGAACUCCCACUUUAGACUUCCAAAUCGACACAUUUCCUGCCCGCCCUCGAGUCUUUGAGCAUACUCACGAUCAUUUAGUGGGGUUAUUUCUAAAUAAUAAUCAAUAAAUCAGUUCACACAUUUUGCACAGUUAAUGUGUUCAUUUGUGUAGACUCUUAAAGGGAAAGUAAAACACACCUCUCCUCUGUGCUGG